This is a messenger RNA of Clupea harengus (Atlantic herring), 7246 nucleotides long. RefSeq names its product whirlin a (gene whrna). Bases 906 to 3800 code for a protein of 964 amino acids. The transcript is spliced from 13 exons. Gene Ontology annotation, biological process: auditory receptor cell stereocilium organization; sensory perception of sound. Gene Ontology annotation, cellular component: stereocilia ankle link complex; stereocilium tip; cilium. Gene Ontology annotation, molecular function: protein binding. Lineage: Eukaryota; Metazoa; Chordata; Actinopteri; Clupeiformes; Clupeidae. The record is from RefSeq and is a predicted model, not a curated record.
CCACGGUUUAGCUCGAGACUUCGAAGCGCAGUCCAGUGGAUAGUAUUGAAAAGCUGACGGGGAGAGCGCAACACAGGGACUUGUCCAUUUACCUUUGCAACUACAUCUCUCAAAGGAAUAACAUAACAGAAGAAUACAACACAAAGACAAAAGGAAACAAAAAAGCAUUUGCCUUCGGAUUUAUGAUCGUUUUUAAAAGUUGUAUGUACUUUUUUCUUCGAUGAAUGUAGCUUCAUGCUCAAAAGAAACGGCACCUCUCGUCUUCAUAUAUACUACUAUAAUACAGCAGGGAAACACAGGAGAGGGGACUUUGCGCAUUUCUGGUGAGAAAAAAUAGAAAAGGCUGAGGAAAUAUUUCGCUUUUAUAUACCAGUUCUAAAGGCAUACGCACCCUGACUUGUCUUUCAUUAUCGGUGUGGACGACGCUUUCGCCAAAGAUAUUGGAGAAGCAGUUUGGAGGCUACUUGACUCCCGUAUGCACGAACACACGACACCUUGGUCAACGCUGGUUUGAAUGCCGGAAAAAACCUUAUUUGAAUGUUGUGUGCUUGUGUAAGAAUUUUAAAAGUUAGUGCUGUUUUAGUUAGCCCGUUUAUAACGCUUUCCUGGCAUGUACAAUGAUUCUGUUUAUUCAGGACUAUAGACUAAAACUGUAGACUAUAUUUUAAAACUGUAGACUAUAUUUUACAUCAGAUUAAAUGUGGGCCUAUUUAAAUUUUGCAUAAUUAGACUUGAAAGCUAUUUGGGUUAGACAACUUUGGUAAGCAUGUCAUUUUAUGAGGACUACGGCCAGGAGUUUUCGUUCAGUAAGUCGCUUCGGAGUUGCUGACCGACGGCAGUCUCUUACAUCACGUCAAUGCUUGCUCGGCUUCAGCGUCGCACCGUGGUCCCGGUAGCGUUCUAGGAUGAGCACGGAUCUGGAUCGCAUGUCGCUGAGUUCCUCGGUGAACUCGGUGGCGUCCAGUGCCCGCUCGUUGUCAGUCAACGUCAAAAAGCUGCACAACGCACUCAACCUACUGCUCAAUGAGUUCGAGCGGGAACAGUUUAUCCACUGUCUUAAUGUGUAUCACUCCAAGCGCAACGUCUACGACCUGGUUCAGACGCUUAAAGUCAUCCUCAACGCUCCCAGUAAACGCCAACUGUUACCCAUGUUACGGCUGGUCAUUCCACGCUCGGACCAGCUUUUGUUUGACCAGUACACCUCGGAGGGUCUAUACUUAAAAUCGGAUUUAGUGGCGAGCAAUGGCAGCCCCGAACCAGCUCGGGAAGUUGCUAAUGCGAGUCCCACUCUCGCCACGGUCUAUCCAUCGCAAGUGGCUCUACGAGGGUCUCCAGACACCGCCAGCACCAGCAGCGACGGGGGUACUACUCUGGUGCCGCUGCUCGGCAGUCGAUUCCUGCACGAACCCCCAGGAGAGCUCCGACAGGUGACCCUCAGGCGGCACAAGAGCAACGAGGGUUUAGGUUUCAGCAUCCGUGGAGGUUCCGAGCAUGGUGUCGGGAUCUAUGUGUCGCUGGUGGAACCUGGUUCCCUCGCCGAGAAAGAGGGCUUGAGGGUCGGUGAUCAGAUCAUGAAAGUUAACGACAAAGUGUUCGAGAAUCUGACACAUGCUGAGGCUGUGAAGGUUCUAAAGGGAAAUAAAAAGCUGUGUAUGUCGGUGCGGUCAGUGGGCCGGAUUCCCGGGGGCUACGUGACCAAUCACGUGUACACGUGGGUGGACCCUCACGGCCGGAGCGUCUCUCCCCCGCCCGACCUGAUGGAGCACCGCAGCGCCACCCUGAGCCGUGGAGACAGCCAGCGACGCAGCCACAUGCAGCUGCUGCAGGACGGUGACGAGAAGAAGGUGAAUCUGGUACUGGAUGACGGACGUUCUCUGGGGCUGAUGAUCCGGGGAGGGGCGGAGUACGCUCUUGGCAUCUACAUCACCGGAGUGGACCGGGGCUCUGCCGCUGAGUUCGGGGGACUGAAGGUAGGCGACCAGAUCCUGGAGGUGAACGGCCGCAGCUUCCUCAACAUCCCGCACGACGAGGCCGUGCGCGUGCUCAAGUCCUCGCGCCACCUCAUGAUGACGGUAAAGGAUGUGGGGCGCCUGCCGCACGCCCGCACCGUGGUGGGCGAGACCAAGUGGAUCAGCAGCUCGCAGAUCACCGAGAGCUCCACCACCAGCAGUGUGGCAGGACUGUCUCUGGAUCAAGGGGCGUCGGCGUCAGGAAAGUCUGGCUUUUAUAAGGGUGUGGCUGGCUCUCAGGUGACUCUGUCCAGCCUGGUGAACCAGAGCAGGGCCAUGCUGGAGGAGCAGGCGCGCCACCUGCUGACCGAGCCCGAGAGGCAGACCAUGGGCUACUACCUGGAGGAGUACCGGGACGGGCACAUCGGUGUGGAGCCGCUGGUUAUGGCUCUGUUUGAGCUGCUCAACACCCACGCCAAGUUCUCGCUGCUGUCAGAGGUGCGAGGCCUGGUGUCUCCCCAGGAUUUGGAGCGCUUUGACGGGAUGGUGCUGCGCCGCGAGAUCGAGGCCUUGAAGGCCCGGCAGGGUGGGGCGGGAGCAGCUGCCCUCCACCCAGACUCCUACUCUAUGGUGUCCUAUCCAGACACACUAGCGUCUUCAUCAGCCAGCUUCAUGACUAACACCACGCUCAGCUCAGCACGGAAUGACAGCACAGUGGAGAGUAACGGAGAGGAGCCUCCGGAGAGUAUCAGUUCGCUGCUGCCCGACAUCUCUCUGGACGAGGUGCGGUCCAGGUCCGACUCUCCCCCCUCCUUCAAACCUCCCCCUCCCCCAGGAGUCCAGAGGAUGCCCACCCGGAGAGAGCCGGCCACCAAGCGGCCCUCCUCCGAGUCCUCCCACUCCGGCCUGUACUUCACCGCGCCCUCCUCUUCCUCAUCCACCCUUUCCUCCCACCGCUCGGCCGCGAAAGACCACAAGCGCCCACCCACACGCAAACCCACCGCCUCCACCUCGGCAGACCACCCCGGGAAGGGGGUCCCGGUCACCCAACUGUCUAUGGUCAGCCAGCACAACAUCGGCCCUUUCCCACGCGUCCAGUCCCCUAACCGUAACAAGCCGGUGGCGUCCCAACACCAACACCAACACCAAAACCAACACCAAAACCAAAACCAACACCAACCCACUGUCGCCCCCUCUCCGUCCGUGACACCUCCACCGCCCCCUCCUCUGCCUGCCCCUUCAGUACCCCCACCCACAGCCUCCCCAGACAAGGCCUCCCCCUCCUCUUCCAGCAAGCAGCACUUUGUGAUGGUGGAGGUACACCGGCCUAACGCGGAGCCCGAUGUCAACGAGGAGCGACAGCUGCCACAACCUCGAGGUGCUACUCUCUGCCAGCUAUCGGACAGCGGUCAGACUUUGAGCGAGGACAGCGGGGUGGACAUUGCCGAGUCGGGACGCCUCAGCAAGGAGAGCAGCCCCCGUCCCGCCCGGACGCGUGCCCCCAGGGACGGCACGGGGGGUGCAGGGGAGGCCCCCCCAAAACCGCCGGGUCUAUUGGAACCUACGUCCACUCUGGUAAGGGUGGCAAAAAGUGCCAGCACACUUGGCAUCGCCAUAGAGGGGGGCGCCAACACACGGCAGCCUCUGCCACGCAUCGUCACCAUCCAGAGAGGGGGUUCGGCUCACAACUGUGGUCAGCUGAAAGUGGGUCAGGUGAUCCUGGAGGUGAACGGCGCGUCGCUACGGGGCCGGGAGCAUCGAGAAGCCGCGCGGAUCAUCGCCGAGGCCUUCAAGACCAAAGACAGAGACCACGUGGACUUCCUGGUCACAGAGUUCAACGUGGCACUUUAGGGGUCACUGGGCUCACAUCGACUUCACCAACAUACAGUAUGCCCAGAGUCAGAAGGGUUAGAGGUGGAGAGAGAGAGAGAGAGAGAGAGAGAGAGAGAGAGAGAGAGAGAUGGAGUGAUAUGAAGCCGGAGGAGCAGUCAUGGACUUUAUGAUUUAAGGCAGGGUUAACCCCCUUUCCACAUCCUCCAUGCCUCACACAGGAAAGUAGUUUAACAUGGACUUGGAGUGGAGCCUGAGACCAUUCUGACUCAAGAUCUGUGGGACUACUGAAAAUCACAGAGUAAUUGAACACACAUUCUGACUCCAGAUCUGUGGGACUACUGAAAAUCACAGAGUAAUUGAACACACUUCGGAAUAUGAAGAGCAGGGAUUAAGGAAAACAUCUGCUUUUUUUACAGUAAGCUUCUUAUCUUUGCCGUCACCACAACAUCCCUUGGACUUGAAGCUGACGACACUAACUCACCAACGCACGCACCCACCCACCCACACACACACACACACACACACACACACAUACACACACACACACACACACUCAGUGCAAAGCAGAACAAUGGACUGUUCGUUCAUUAACUGAAAAUGUUACAUUCGCGUCAAACUAUUUUUAAAAUUCUAAAUGGCUGUUUUUAAAGAAAAAUAAAUAAUAUAUCUAUACACAAAUGAUGAGAUGCAGACACGGUAUAAUAUAUAUGUCAAAGAAAUCUUUUCAAAGGCACAGUUUACCGAAUAAUUGUGGUUAAACAUGAUGUCGGAGACAUAAAAUGAAAAUGUGAGAAAAGGGUUAUUAGAGAUUACCACAUAGAAGAACAAACCCCAACUUCCCACUCAAAUGUUUUCCUGCAGAGCACAGGAGAGACUUCUCUGCUGUAAUUGCCUUUUUUGCCCUGGUCUCCGUUGUCAGUUAGCUGCAUUCACUCUGUCUCUGCUAUGCUGCAGUCGACUGCAUCAUUUGGUAAUUACACUUAAACAGUGGUAAUUAUGUGUUAGGGUGGAGGAGAGUGAGAGGUAGGGGAGAGAUAAAGGACAGGGAAAAUAGAGGGAGGAGAGAGAUAGCGAGAAAAAAAAACAGAAAGAGAGCCAAAGGAAGAAAGAUAGCAAAGCGUCCGAAAGAUGAGAGAGAGCCUGUGUGAAGCGAGCUCUGCAUCAGGACAGAUACAGCCGGAGAGGGGCUCACUGUGUGUCCCACACACACACACACACACACACACACACAUCACGACCACCACCCCUGCCUUAGCUCCCACUAUAUCUGUAUUGAGUAUGGAGAGGCACUUCAUCCAAUUAUGCGAUGUGAAUCAGGAACAAAGCAUGGCAAUCAGUCAGGGGAGAGUGAGAGGGAAAGGGAAAGGGGUGUUGGGAAGGAGGGGAGGAGAGCAUUCACUGGAACUAAUGAAAAGUUGUGAAGUGUGUGUGAUUCCUGCAGGAGCUUUACUGAGGAGAGAAGAAAGGAUGGGAGCUGGAGGAAGAGAGAGAGUGAGAGAACAGAGAGAGAGAGGGGGGGGGGGAUAUGCCAUCCACUGAUAUGUCACUCAUGACUGUUGCAUAAGAAUGGGAUGGACCUGGAUCUGAAGGAUCCCUCUGGGUAUGUGUGCAUCUGUGUGUGAGUGAUUACCGCUGUGCGCUACAGCAAUAGAGGAGGACUUCUGUGGGAGCAACCACACAUUGCAAACGCUUGUUUUUACCUGUGUGUGUGUUUGGGCGAGAGAGAGAGAGAGCUAACCAACGAGAGAGAAUUAAUUGCAAGCUCAAAUUGUAGAGCCUAACAUGAAGCAGAAGUUCAGGACAGCUGCUGUCAGGCAAUGCUAUGGCUUUGAGGUAAUUGGGAAUGCUGUAAUGCUUUCAGGAAUGAGUAGGGAGUAUCCAGGUGAUUUCUUCUGCACUCUCCUCAUGAGCAUAGCGGCCAUCUUGAGACUCACUUUACCCAUAUACACCACCAUUUUGUGCAAACAUUGUGUAUUUUUACGUAAAUUUAUAUUUUUAUUUCUAUUAACAAUACUUGUGUAUUAAAAUGAUAUCUAUAGGAUGCUGAUUUAUGAAUAUGGAAUAGAUAUAUGAUUGAUAUAGACAGGGUUUUUUAAAUCACUCGGCACAGCUAAAGUCUGUGUGGUUAGUGAGGGACUCUAACCUGGGGGAUGUUAUUCUAGUUAUUCAAUGGUGCGGGUCCUCCAUCUUGGUAACUAAACACAGAACACCCCCCCACAGAGACACACACAACCUCCCAUUUUACCCUCAGGCUGUGUUCCCACCAGAGCCAAUUUUGCUUCUCUCCAUUUGCCCUGUGUAGUUUUCUACUCGAGUCCAGUUAUUUAAUAUGUUCAUAGAUAUCACUCCUCUUUGGGACCUAAAGACUUAAUUCCACUGGCGGUGAUUGUGUCUGUCUCUAUACGGUACAACAUUGCAGUGGACUAUUCCACAAACAAGGUAAUGAAACAUGACAAUAACAUUCAACUUGAGAGCAGUGUAAGAGUUAUUGAAGUUUAGUGUAUGUGUAAAGUGUAGUUGGGAUUUGCCCUUUUUAAAGUCAGCCUGGAGAUUCCUUGAAAAUGAUGUGUUCUUCAAAGCCAAAUUUUCAAGAAGUUAAUCAAAAUGAAUAUUAAAAAAUUAAUAAAGGCCCACACUAUAAAAAAUGUAAUACAUAAAAAGAAACUGACCUUAUUUUUACUUUUCACCUGUGAUAUUUCAUGAAAUGUACUUUACUAAGUAAAGUACGUUAAAAAGUGUUCUUCACUCUACUUGAGUGAAGUCACAGAAUUGAUUCAUAAACACCAGAGAUGUAUCUUUCCUUCUAUGUGACUUGCUCUGUUGUAAUGACUUGCUUAUAGCAACACUGAGUCAACUGAGCAUUUCUUCAUUCACAAGCAGCCGGUUUCCCCUUUCCAAGUGCUAAAAUAUACAUUAUAAUUAUUUUUUACCGCCAUUGUGCUUUUCACAGAAGAAAGUGCUGUAAACUAGCUUAAGUGUCUGAGCUGAAUCAAUUCACAUUAGAACACAGAUUGCACACCUAAAGCCACUGCUGAGUGGCCAGAGAAAUAUGAUCAUCAUGAACACUAUUCAUAUGACACAAUACAUAGACGGUUUAAAAGUCUAAGGUCUUACACUGUUCUGCAUAAAGAUAUCAGUAAUCACUAGAUAAUCACACAGAUAACUUUAAGCCCCUUUCCACGGCUUUUUAAAGACAUAUUUUGCAAAUGUAGUAAAACAUGAUUCUUUAAUUUCACCCACUUUAUGUAUGUGCCUGGUUAGGUAUAGCCGCACAGCGAUGCUUUCCAUUUUAUUUUAUUUUAUUUUUCAACCCUUUCCUUACCGUUCAUUCUGCCUUCCGUCUACUUGCCUACCUGUCUACUUGCCUGCCUCUUGUACAGUUUGAUGAGGAGCAUUGUACACAGCCAUGCUAUUUAUACUAAAGUGUGUUUAAUUUUCCAAUAAAGAAUAACUGCACAAGAAAA